Molecule: messenger RNA, 420 nt
Organism: Drosophila subobscura
Lineage: Eukaryota; Metazoa; Arthropoda; Insecta; Diptera; Drosophilidae
Exons: 1
Coding region: 1-420 (139 amino acids)
Source: RefSeq, a predicted model, not a curated record
AUGGGAAACAGUUUCACCAUGCAGUUUCGAUGGAUCAUUUCUGUGGCCGUUUUGGCGUCUCUGCUGUCGCGCUUGGAGUGCAAGACUCCCACCUCGAUCGUUGACUUCGAUGAUCCAGCCAUGCUGCAGCGCUGGAAUCGCGCUCUGCAGGCCAUCAACGCUGCGGAACGGCAGCGGCAGCAGGACAAGGCACAGCCCAAUCCCGUGCCAGUUGUCAGGCAACAGCGACCCAACGACAAGCGCCUAAGAUGGCGCAGCAACAGCAAGCAGCUGCGACUGCAUCCCAGGAGGAGCUUCGCAGGGCAAUCAGCUCGUGCUGCCGCCACGUACACCUCCACAAUAAAUGUAAAUGCGCCGAAUCCGACAUAUCUCGAUGUCAAGGACUACGUGCGAUCUGAGCCACCCUGGUGGUUCAACUGA